This is a messenger RNA of Anthonomus grandis grandis, 2394 nucleotides long. RefSeq names its product putative ferric-chelate reductase 1 homolog. The transcript is spliced from 11 exons. The coding region runs from base 184 to 2064 and encodes 626 amino acids. Gene Ontology annotation, molecular function: oxidoreductase activity, acting on metal ions. The record is from RefSeq and is a predicted model, not a curated record. NCBI's taxonomy places the organism in Eukaryota, Metazoa, Arthropoda, Insecta, Coleoptera, Curculionidae.
CAAACAUUCCGGACGCGAAAGUAGUCGUUGAUACUCGCGAGUGACACACCGAGUGUUUAGUUUUUAAGGUGGAUUUUUUUUCAUUUUAGUUUGUGUUAACGCAUCUUUUAUGGUGUUUUGGUGAAGAUUUUCGUAGUGGAUUUACUAUUGGUUUUUUCAUUAAAGCCACAUUGGAAAUUUAAGAUGUCUCUAAUACUGCGUGCCAUUCCCUUUUUCACCUUUCUACUGAUGCCAACAGCGCCUCUACCUCAAGGCGCUCCCUCUUCCGUAUGUGAGACGAUGUUACCGUUUCAUGGAGGUGGCAUUCCUCCUCAAGGUGGUAUAGCCCCAUACACAAUCAUUCCUAGAAGGCAAGGUAAUAAUGUGUUGGUCACCAUCACCUCCACCUUGGGGAUACCGUUCCAGGGCUUUUUGAUACAAGGAAGGACACCCGAAAGGGAAAUUCUUGGUGAGUUUGACUCUGCAUCAGUCAACGAAGGACAUCCAUUGGAUUGUGGUUCCCCUUCGGAUUCGAUAACACAUAAUGCUCCAAAAAAUAAGGGAAGCAUUGAGGUAUUAUGGACACCUCCUCGUGGAUAUGAAGGCCCAGUGAUUUUCAACGCAACUAUUGCUCAAGCCUACGACACCUUUUAUGUAGGAGUAGAAUCUAAUCCUGUAGAAUUAACAAAAAGAGGAGCGAAUGACCCACAGAUCGCCUUCCCCACGCAGCAAAAUCAACCCACUCCUCCCAACUACUUGCCUACCCAACCAAAAGAAAAUUCUGCGGAAUUUGAUCCAUUUUACGAUGGUUGCACUGUGAAUAAAUUGUGUUUUGGAUCACCUGCCAGUUGUGUUAAUUCUAGAAAUUGUAAAGCGGUGGUGGCAGUGUCCGUCUCAGGCGACAAAUACGACUUUGAAAUGAAAGCUGACAGCAGCGCUUCUUGGGUAGGUGUCGGCCUCUCAGAUGAUGACAAAAUGGGUGACGAUUCUGUCGUAGAAUGUAUCAAGAAAAACAAUGGAGUUGCUGCUUACAUGUCUUACACUAGUGGCUCGCCGAAUUACGGAGCCUCACGGCUGCCAAAUUCUCAAUUAGGCAUUCAACUGAUUAAUAGCAGUGUGAUAGAUGGGACAAUUUAUUGUAAAGUCAGAAGGGAUGUUUUGACAUCAGUCAAUGGACGAACUUUUGAUUUGGUUGGAAUAAAAUAUAAUUUAUUAAUAGCUGCUGGAUCAAGCUUAAGACCAAAUUCUGUGGCGUUCCACGAUGUUGCAUAUCUCGCAAGCGCAGAACCGCAAGCCUUGUCAGACGUGUCAAGCAUAGCUGCCAAAUCUAAAUUGUUAAUUAGGUUGCACGGCUGUUUUAUGAUUGCCGCAUGGUUAGGUACAGCUUCCGUAGGCAUCUUAUUGGCAAGAUAUUAUAGACAGACCUGGGUCGGCAAGCAGAUGUUGGGAAAAGAUAUGUGGUUUGCCUGGCAUAGAACCUUCAUGGUUCUUACUUGGCUCCUCACCAUAGCAGCGUUCGUCCUAAUUUUCAUCGAAUUAAAAGCUUGGAGUGGCGAAAACAAUCCGCAUGCAAUAUUGGGAACCGUAACCACCAUUUUGUGUUUUAUCCAACCAAUCGGAGCAUACUUCAGACCCCACCCCGGUACAGCUAAAAGACCACUUUUUAAUUGGCUGCAUUGGAGUAUUGGCAACGCCGCACACAUUGUGGCCAUUGUCACAUUGUUCUUUGCUGUUCGACUAACAAAAGCGGAGUUGCCGGAUUUCGUUGACUGGAUUUUAGUUGUUUACGUGGUGGUCCAUGUGGUUUGGCAUUUAUGUUUAUCGUUUAUGAACUGUAUAGCAGAACGAUCAUCAGAACGAAGAGUAUCCUCAUUUCCUAUGAAAGACUUAGGUGGGUCUGGAAGAAGCUCUGCUUUUGCUGAUAGGAGCAGUGAUACACCGUAUACCUCAUUUAGAAAAGUCAUGCUAGCGAUUUACAUACUGAUAGUACUAGCCAUAGUGAUAGCUCUAAUAGUGAUCACCGCAUUGGCACCCAUCGAGGACACUUGGACCAGUUUUAAGACCAACGUCAUAAAUAAGAAUUAGCCUCAUGAUAUGACAAGGAUUCUUCUGCCAAAUAAUUACUGCCAAAAGGGUGCAAAUAUAAAUAAUUUUUUUAAUUUUUACUGAAGUUUGGAUUUCUUAAUAGGACUUGCGUCAUGGCAGCUGGAAAUUGUAAUAAUUUAUAUGUGUGUAGUGUAUUGGAGCCAUUUUAUUGUAAAUAUUAAUAUAAUUAACCCCAUAUUGUCAACCUCCUUAAUAUCCACUUUUUCCCACUCCUAUUUUAGUGUAUAAUAUUGUUCGUAGAAUUUUUAUGUAAAUAAAUAAUUAACUACUUAAACUUAUUUUGUUUAAGAAGUUAAUUUGAGUAGCUAA